Messenger RNA from Fusarium mangiferae, 1665 nucleotides. RefSeq lists its product as uncharacterized. The record is from RefSeq and is a predicted model, not a curated record. The transcript has a single exon. Lineage: Eukaryota; Fungi; Ascomycota; Sordariomycetes; Hypocreales; Nectriaceae. The coding region runs from base 1 to 1665 and encodes 554 amino acids.
AUGUCUUUCCCCUUGUGUCUACCCUGGCCUCAAAAAGCCUACUGGAGCGAGUUUGACCUCAGCGGGCUCAAGAUAAAACCUAGAGACCGUGCCCUACACGAUUCAAGUUCCACCGCCGAUAUUCCCCCGUACUUCUGGGGCAAGGGUCUCCGGGGCCGUGGGCUCGGGAGAUUCCUUACCCGAAGAACAGCCAAGCCCAAGCAAACUGGGUACACUGAAGCUAGAAGUCUGAUCGGACGCGGUACUGUUGAUGAUCUUCAGAGACUGUCGUAUCAUGCAAGCACUUUCGUUAUCGAAGUAUUUGAAGAUAUCGAAGAUGCUUCGGGUGCUUCGUCAACUGAAUCCUUGUCGUCGCCUGGUUCAGGGCCUAGAGUAACUCAGCUGAGACUCUCCCCUGAGCUAGAGGCAUGGAAAUCCUCCCAGCAUGCGAUCGGCAAUGUCUUACCGCCCAAGGGCGCUGGGUUGAGCCCUGUUUCCCAAGAGAUCCUUCACGUCCUUGGCGCAGAGGAUUGGCCUGAAGCUCUCAAGACGACGAACGCCCUGUUUGGAUGCGGUAUCGCUAGUCUUCUCAUGGGCGCUGCUGAUUCAAGUACCAUGUUCUCCAACUAUGUCACCGACAUGGCUUUCUAUUACGAACACGGAUACAACUAUGUCUUCCCCAACCUUGAGCCGCUGUUGGAGAAGGGUAUAAAUGAUCCUCAUGCGCUACGAACCCCUGGCGGUCGGGAGCGUCGCGAUGCGGUGGCUAUCGGCAAGCGAUACAUCCAGGGCAAGAUCGCCCUUGAGAAGAAGCACAAGGGUCAUCUGUUGAACCGAUCUGCGCGACUUGAUCGACGAACUGCUCAGAUCGUUUCGCUGUCUGAGAGUAGUCUUCUUGGCAUGGCGGCUGAGGCUACAGCACGAGGCUUUGACCCUGGCGCUGUCAUGGCCGAUCUUGUCUUUAGUUCACCAGGCACCGAUGUCGUUGACGUCGGAUGCGACCUUGUUAAUUCCGAGGUCAUGAACUCGUUCCUGAAUGUCACUGAUAUCACGGACACUGGCAUUGUUAGCGAGGAUGUUUUGAGAAGGGUUUAUGAUGCCUAUGCUGUGAUGGGCGCAAGGAUGCUCACUCAGCGAUGGCAUGAGCCUGUUGCGAGGAUGUGUGCUGCGCUGUAUACAUGGCAUAUCCAGAACGAUCGUCACAUGUUCUUCCGUCGAGCUUUGCUGGGAUGGUCGAAGGCGAGGAAGACACCUGCUCAGCCACAGAGUGAGGGUGACUUUGAUGAGGUUUUCGACAAGCAAUUCCGUCUGACUGGAUUCUCCCGACCUCUCGUUGCCAAGUACGCAUGCAACGGUGAAGAGACCUGCAACCACGUCCACGACCAUCUUGCACGCCAUGAAGAAGAGCCUCUCCUCAAAGAACUCUGGUGGUAUCUCGUCACAGGCCCUCUGGAGUACGUGCGGGGUGGCAAGGUCGACGAGGCUCGCGAAUUGGAGUUAGCCGAAGGGUCGAGGUUACGAAUGGCCAAGCUUUUCGCUAAGGGUCGGGUAUUGGAGAUGGUUUGGUUAAUUGCCCAUGCGAACCAUCACGCUUGGCAGGUCAACUAUUUGUUCGAGGCUGCCAUGUUUGGUAGUAUUCUUGAUGGUGGGAAAUUGAUUGGAAAGCUGGAUAGAAAGGAUCAAUGA